AUCCCCUCAGAGUUCUAGCUGAUUGGGUUUACUGCUGCUGGCGUUCAGCACCUCUAGCUUGGAAUCCUUGACGUCAUCACGGAGAUUUGCAUGAUCAGACGUGCCUCCAUUCACCUUUGGUGGUGUUCGAAUAGAUGUAGCCCUUCCAAUUUUGGGUGCAGCGACCUUGGAAGUUUCAAUGUCAGUACGAGGUGUUUCUCAAGUUGGUUUGAAGUUCCUUGCCUUCGAUGUUUGCCUUUCAGGACCAUUGACAUUUCUCCAGAGCCUUGCAUAUUUGGGUUUUUCAAUGAGCUUAUCCGGUCGCAGUGUUCUGGAGUCUGCGUUGUUCAUCUUUGAUUCAGCAAGCUUGGGCUUCACAACCUUCCCACAGUCUUCUGCACACACGGACCCAUUCACCUCCACCUUUGACUGCGCAUCUCUAGAGAUUUCAUUGUCACCACAACAUCUCUCAUGUUUGGAUAUACUGUUGUCACCCAUCAGCAGCCUGAAAUCAGAUUUUCCCCUCCCAGCCCUGGAUGCUGUGCACCUUGGUUUCACCGUUUCACCACGCAGCUCUGCUCGUUUGGACUCGCCACUGAUUGCUUUGGACUUUGCCACAUCGGAGCUCAUGUCGUUGUUGAAGGGUCGCAUGCGAUUGGAAGCCGCGCUGCUGCCAGUAUCCUUCAGUCGCCCAGACCCCUCGCCCUCCGUUGUGGACCUCGCCCAGCCGGGCGUGUCGUCGUCGCCGCGGGGUUUGCUGCGCUCGGGCGCCGCGCCGCCGGCCUUGGACCUGGCGCAGCUGGGGUCGUCGCCGUUGCUGCGGGCCGUGGGACGAGUGGAGCCGCUGAUGCCGAUGGCUGGGAUGAAGUUGGGUUCAUCCCCUCCAACUUUGGAUGCUGUGCACCUGGACUUCUUCCUACUGACUCGAGCUCUUGCCAGAUUGGAACCAUCCGUGCCUAUCUUCGGUCUCUGUCGCGUUGACUCGCUGGUCACCUUGUUUGUUUGUGACGUCACCACCAUGGGCGCACCGAUGCCUCUUCAAAGUUUUGCUCGACUGGGUCCUAUCGCAUUGAUUCUGGGAGCAGCACUUGUGGGCUCUUCCGUGUCCCUGCAGCAACUCGCACAAUCAGAGCUGUUUCCAGCUGUAUCAGGUGCCGUGCACUUGAACUUCUCUCCGUUCGUCUUGGAUCCUGCGACUCUGGGCCUCUCCUCCUCUGCCCGUGGCGUCACACGCCUGGCCUCGGCUUCGUCGGCGUCAAGCGUGGCAUCCAUGGAGUUGUCGGUGCUGCUGCAGCAGAUGGUACACUUGGACCUUUCCUUGUUUUCCUCGGGAAGAUGUCGAUCAGCUGUAGCCACGUCGACUUUGGAUGCUGUUCAUAUGGAGCCUUCAAUGUCCUUGCGAAGUCUCCUCCACCUGGACCCGACAUCGUCUGCCUGCGAUUUGGCCCACUCAGACGUCUCCCCGUUGUCGCGCGCCGCUGCACGUUUGGAGCUGGGGCUGCUGCUGCUGGGUAAACUGCACCUUGGACUUCCCUUGUCGGUCUUAGAGUUCACCACAGUGGAGAGCACGUCGUCUUCGCAGGGUCCUUCACAGCUGGGUCCUUCAUCUUUGGUCCUGGACCCUGGUUGCCAUGGCCCAGCCUUGUCCUUGCGAUCUCCCAGCUGCGCCUUGCUCCAAUGGUGA
Molecule: messenger RNA, 1663 nt
Organism: Cladocopium goreaui
Lineage: Eukaryota; Dinophyceae; Suessiales; Symbiodiniaceae
Source: the annotation of a GenBank genome assembly